Messenger RNA from Pyricularia grisea, 1823 nucleotides. RefSeq lists its product as uncharacterized. The coding region runs from base 162 to 1652 and encodes 496 amino acids. The transcript is spliced from 2 exons. Lineage: Eukaryota; Fungi; Ascomycota; Sordariomycetes; Magnaporthales; Pyriculariaceae. The record is from RefSeq and is a predicted model, not a curated record.
GUAUAGGCACAUUACGUAAGACAUCGAACUGUUUCUUAAAAUUUGUUGGUCACAAGUUAAACGACGGGUCAUUAUCCUUUUUUUAUUUGAGAUUCUUGCGGACUCAUCCAAGCAAAUCCCGUAUUUACAAUUUUAUUUUAUUUUGUUGAUGCCUACAGUUCAUGUCCAUCCGAACGACGCGGAACAUCUUACUUUGCUUCAAUCCCGUCGGGACUCUGUACAAGCCGAGACCGAUAUCUGCUGCAGACUAUACCGGUCUGGCCCGCACAUGUGGCAUCAAUGGCCUGGACGGGACGAGGCUAGAACGAGCCUUAGCGGAUGCCGUUGUUCAUUUUACUUUUGAUGAGACCCGAGGCGAUACGGCUACGGAAAGUUAUUACUUCCUGAGGCCCGGAGGUAUUUCAUGGUGGAGAAAUGUUGUCAACUAUGCUGUCAAGCGUGCUAUGCUUCCCGGCCAGGUCAUACCCGCUGAUCUGAUUCCAAAGAUGCUGGCCCUUGUAUCUUCCGCUGAGGGUUUCACUGUGGCCGAACCGGACCUCCAGAAGUCUAUGUGGCGACUGAGGAGGACUUUCAAGCCUGACAACAAGUCUAGAAAACCCCCGCUCAUCGACAAGCUGGUCAUCGGGGCUAUCGAAAACACCAGGCACCCAAAGAACCUGGAACGUACCUCGAGAGUACUAUCUACCUUGGGCAUAAGUGUCGCCCCUCUCCGCUAUCAUCACUACGCGGGCCUCACCACCGAUUAUGGUGCUUAUGGCGAAAUUCCCGACGAUAUUUAUCAGUCGGAGCAAAUAGAGGCAGCCCGAAAGGCGCUCGCCGACUCGGUUCGCCGCGGUAGCCUGCAGUUCGGUCGCAAAUGGAGCUCCAUGAUCCGCCCGUACGACCUUGAUUUUGUCUGUUCCGCACGCAACUUUGCCAGCAGCGACCCAACGCCGUUGCUGUAUGCUGCAGAACGUCUGACGGCCCUGAUGGUCACCAACAAGUCGCCGUGGAGACUGCAAUGGGCCGAGUCGGAGAUCGCCCGACGCGAUGGAGAUUGGCUCAAGUUGUACGUGACGAACAGCAGCAACAAACACACCGAGGAUAUUAUACAUUCGGGCUGGACUCCGGUUCUCCUGGAAGACAAAUCAAAUACAGAUCAGAGCGGUCCCGGCAUAACCCAACGGCGACCUGGUUGGGAAUCUUUGGCAAGGCUCAGUGACGCCAGUUUAGAGCCGAAAGGUGAUUUCGGUUGGGAAUUACAAACGUACUGCGUCGAAAGCGUGGACGAAUUGACAAGAUGGCUAUCGGAAGAGAUGAAGCCGAAAUCAUUAUUUCUUGGUUCGAGCGUCGAUUCCAAUGCGUCCAAAGCCCUGGGAGAUGCUCAUAUGAAGCACAACGUGUCAGGCUGGAAAACUGAUGAUAUCCUGAGGAAGGUGCUUGAGCAAAGGCUUAAGAGACGUCCAGCCGCCCAAACAAAGGAAAUGUCAAAAGAAAGAAUGUUGGGGCUGUUAGACACGAUGAUGAAGCGACGCUCAUCGAGAGAUACAACUCCUCCGCAAUCGUCCGUGGCGAACGAGAUGACUCCUGAUGUCCCAGCCCAGGAACCAACCCAGGAGGAGGAUAAUGCAUUGGGGGGGAUAAUAGUCACGCACAAGGGAGAGCAAACUUGAAGAAGAACUACGGGGGGUUUAUACCGGCUCUAUAAUGAGCUUCAGUGACAUGUUUUUGACCACCGCAUCCGCCAUGCAGCCACGUUGAGGUGGCUGCUAUCAAUGUAUAAUUUUAGACAUAUACCCCAAACUUUUCCCAGCUCAUAUUUUUAGUACAAUAUAGAAGAUCAG